This is a messenger RNA of Thermothelomyces thermophilus ATCC 42464, 222 nucleotides long. RefSeq lists its product as uncharacterized. Gene Ontology annotation, cellular component: transcription factor TFIIH core complex; transcription factor TFIIH holo complex. The record is from RefSeq and is a predicted model, not a curated record. NCBI's taxonomy places the organism in Eukaryota, Fungi, Ascomycota, Sordariomycetes, Sordariales, Chaetomiaceae. The transcript has 3 exons. Gene Ontology annotation, biological process: nucleotide-excision repair; nucleotide-excision repair, preincision complex assembly; transcription by RNA polymerase II. Bases 1 to 222 code for a protein of 73 amino acids.
AUGGUCAAGGCCGUCCGGGGCGUGCUCGUCGAGUGUGAGCCCGCCAUCAAGUCGAUUCUCGUGCACAUCGACAGCACCCACCACCAUGAGUUCAUCAUCGAAGACCUUGAUGAGACGCAUCUGUUUGUAAAGGAGACCAUGUUGCAGGUCCUGAAGCAGAAGCUCGAGGAACGACUCAAGGAGACGUACCGGCCAGAGGAGCCUCUGGAAGAUAGUGACUAG